Messenger RNA from Amphibalanus amphitrite, 3414 nucleotides. RefSeq names its product protein spaetzle 4-like. Gene Ontology annotation, biological process: central nervous system formation; regulation of Toll signaling pathway; innate immune response. Gene Ontology annotation, cellular component: extracellular region. NCBI's taxonomy places the organism in Eukaryota, Metazoa, Arthropoda, Thecostraca, Balanomorpha, Balanidae. The coding region runs from base 295 to 2544 and encodes 749 amino acids. The transcript is spliced from 5 exons. The record is from RefSeq and is a predicted model, not a curated record. Gene Ontology annotation, molecular function: Toll binding; growth factor activity.
CAGCCGGCGGCGGCGCGGCCGGCCAGCCGCAGCGCGCUGACCCACAUCCCGGCAGCAGCGAGUUCCACUUUCCUCACAACUGGCGGUGCAGUGCGGCGGGCAGCACGUGCCUGCGAGCGGUGGCCGGCGCGCGGAGCAGAAUCGCCGGGCUGUGCGCGCUGCCAGAGACGGGCAUGAGGACGAGCCGGGUGCUACGCAGUGCUAACACGUGCUAACGAGUGCUAGCGGGUGUCGGCGAGUGCUAGCGGUCUGUCGAGAAGUGACCGGGGAGUCGUGCUAACCGGGCCGACAGUCAUGGAGCUCUGCCUACUUCUGCUCGUGGUUAUGGCGGUAGGCGUCGCCAGCACUGGCAACAACAACAACAACAACAGCAGUAGCGGCGGCGGCGGCGGCAGCGGCAGCCCGUUCCCCAGCCUACAGUGUGGCCCAGUGAACCGGAGGGGUCGGCGACUCUGGGGGAAGCCUCGACCGGUCCACCCGCCGUCAGUCUGCGAGAAGUCGGCACCGAGCCGCGGUGCCGUGCUCUGCGACGAGCCGGGAGACGACUACCCCUGGGAGGCGAUCGACAACUACCUACGCCAGUCCAGCGACGUCGUCAAGAAACGCGUCGAGAACACGCUAAAAGCCAGCAGAAUAGUGGCUGCCAACGCAGUCCGCAGACGAAACGCCCGCUCGGCUGAUCAGGUGGUCAAGGAUAGUGACGCCCAAGAGAUCACCUUCGCUACCGAUUCCAGCGACAAGAUCAGAGCAAAGAAGCAUAUCGAUCCGCCGCCAGGUAAUUUGAACAAUGCGAUGACUUGGGAAGGCUCCGGGACCCACGACGACACAGAGACUGACCCGACAUCUAUCGGUGACAGUGCAAACUUGACGUUCUCUGAGGACUUACUAGAGGGCAGUGGGGACGAGACGACCUCUAAUGAGGAUGCUAAGGCGCCCAAUGACGACCUGGACUUCUUAGUGUCGUACUUUCUGCGAGAUGAGCCUGUGGACGAUAUGACAAAAGACGCCAUCAAAGACAUGCUGAAGUUCCGCAAGACGUUUGUGACCCCCAGUGGACGUGAGGAGAUACUCGCUCCCCCGACCCAGGCGUCCGACAAACUGACUCCGACUCGGACUCCGACUUCAACUCCGACUCAGACCACGACUCCGACGACUGUGACUCUCAGUCCAGUCGAGCAAGCCCCAGCCACUGACUCAGACGAUUUCCGCGAGCAAACAAUCGCUCACCCCAAAAGCACGAAACCUAGCAAAGUAAUCCGCCUGGAGCCUGCUAAACGAUCAGAAAGCGACGUUGAGCUGAAACAGGCUGCCCCGAAUCAAAACCCCCCAGCAGACGUCCCUGAGGAUGACCUCUUGACCUCGGCAUCAGACGAAGAUCCCGUGGCAGCGAUGCCAGAAGCUCUUCCUCUCAUUGCCAGUCCGCCAAAGAUUGUCCACUUCAACCCACCUUCGGUUACAGUGCGUCAGCGCGUCACCGUUGCCAAGACAACGCCACCGCGUCCAACCACCUUCGGCCCGGAGCUGGACGACUUCACUGAGCUGGUGUACGCUAGCGGCACCCAGCGGCAACCUGAGGAAGCUGAGGUUGCGCCGCCGGCCACUCGAGCACCAGCGCCGCCGCCGCCGUCUACAGUCGAGCCCACUCCGGACCCUUACACACAGUCUGCCUGCGACUACUGGGAGGAGCUGCGGUCCCCGUUCUACGCCAUGAACACGCACAGCGAGUGGAAGACGCUCAUCAACAUGCCCAACUACGAGACCUACAUCCACAUGGAACACUGCAAGGAGGACAAAUCGCAAGGACGCUGCGCCGAGGGAUGCCGAUGCACUCAAAAGUUCACCAUCCGCAACAUGCCCGUCUAUGAUCGUGACAUCAACGGAUGCGACGUUAUCUACAUGGACGAGUUCCUGUUCCCAUCUCACUGCGACUGCAAGUGUCUUCCGCCCGGGUAUACCCUGUUCCAGAGACCACCGGAGCCCACCACUCCUCUUCCUGAGGUGGCGGAGUUUUCCGAGUCGGUCCCCGAGGGGUGGCUGCCUGAGAGACCGACGACGGGGAGGUACGGUCAGAAGGAGAAGGAAGAGGAAGAGGAAGAGAAGGAGGUGGUAAGAGAGGAGGUGAUAGAAGUGGAGGAGGCGGAUGGAGAGGAGGAAGUGGUGGUAGUGGAGGUGGUAGAGAGGGAGAAGGGUGAAGAGAAGCCAGUGACAUCUGUUGGCAGUCCGGAGAAGCUCAAGUCCGACUCUCCACCGUCGGGUGAUGAAGAACGAUCCGAAUCUCAGGAGAAGGGGACGGAAGAACGACGAUCACAAGCACGGCCACCGCCUCCGGCAAUUCGGCGUCACGUGACCGUUCGACCCCGGCCCCGACGGCCCACAGCUGGCCCCAAACUGCCCUCCCCGCGCCCGGCAGCCGGCCCUCUCCGCUGGGAACUGUUGGCACAACGCCAGCGACCGGAGCGCCGCGCGGCGGUAGACAGCGAAACUAGCCACAGAAAUCGGCUGCGCGGCCCGGCAGAGGCGCCCGCGGAGCUAAACCGCCGGUAGUGACAUCUGUCGGGACGGAAUGAAACUAGAGCUUGGCUGUGCAGGCGCUGCAACCGGCGGCGCUGUGUGAGAAUGGCACGCUCUGAGAAACCUCGCGCGUGAUACAAACACUACCAGUGGCAGCGAGGAACUUCGGGCGAAAGCGUCACUUAUGAGUGAUCAGAGACAUUCAGCAAAAGGCGUGCGCUGUUGCCACGCCAAGCCAUUGUCAUGGAACGAUACUUGUGGUAGUGUAAACCGCGAGAUGGACGUAUACCAGCGCUGCCGAGCUACGCCAAAGUGUGUGCCUACUGCCUUUUAUCCCCAGUGAGAGGACACGAGAGAGAGAGAGAGAGAGAGAGAGAGAGAGAGAGAGAGAGAGAGAGAGAGAGAGAGAGAGAGAGAGAGAGAGACGCGUGCACAACUUUGCAGCACUUCACUUGCUUUACCUGCCCCAGUAUGUUUAUCCCCGUUUCAUCACAUGUACCAAUAUACCCCAGUGUGAUGCGAGUAUUAGAUAUUGACUAGUCUGUAUUUACAAAUGACAGGGCCGCGUGAGAAAAGCGUUCAGACAUGUUCCGAUACGUCACAGCCAGUUUUGAUGAGCGAUUUGUCCACCUUCUGGGACUCAUGUUUAUACCUGCAGUGUUUUUAUUGCGUCGCGAGUGUUAUGUGUAAGUGUAUAUUGUAUACAUACCGUCUUCCCAGUACUGUUUUACAUUUGUACCAUACUUUUACUUAUGUGUUUUCAGGCUGAAUUGGCCACUUAUUGUGAUCGGAUGUCGUAACAAAUAUAACCGGACGUUGAUGCUACAAUUGUUUAGGACUCGAACACACGAUGAUUACUUUAUUUUCUCGUGUCUGCUUUUUGUAAAAACCAAAAUCCGUAUG